GUUGACGUUUGAAACAGAUUUCGAUUAUUCUUUCACCAGACAGUGAAGAAAUUUUAAAGUGGAAGUUAAGCACCUUAUUUUUUAAAAUUUUGCCAUAAAACGCAGUUCUUCUGUGCCCAUAUUGUGUUUCUCAAACAGAUUAAACUCAAAGCUGUACGUGUAGCCUCAAGACACUAUGACCAGAGCAAGCAUCGAGUUGGGAGAUGUAACCCAUCACAACCUAAAACAGCUGAAAAAGAUCAACACCGUCGUCCUGCCGGUUUUGUAUAAUGAUAAAUUUUAUUUGGAUGUGCUGGAAUCGGGAGAGCUCGCCAAACUUGCCUAUUAUAACGAUGUGGUGGUAGGGGCAGUCUGUUCCCGAAUUGACACCACUGAGAACAUGCGACGGUUGUACAUCAUGACACUGGGAUGUCUGUAUCCAUACCGGCGCCUCGGGAUCGGAACAGUGAUGGUCAAGCACAUACUGAACUACGUGGAGAAGGACGGAAACUUCGAUAGUAUAUUUUUACAUGUCAAGGUGGAUAAUGAUGGGGCUAUUGAGUUUUACAAAAAGUUUGGAUUCGAAAUUGUGGAAACGAAGCAACACUAUUAUAAGCGGAUCGAGCCGGCGGAUGCUCACGUAUUGCAGAAAACUCUGGUCAAGCGAUCAGGAAAUCAGCAGCAGAUGCUGCAUAACCAUCAUAACGGAAUAGCAGGAAACAAUAAUAACAACAACAACAACCAGGUGAACCAGAGCAGUCAGAGUAUCCAAAAUUCAACAUCUCAGCAGCAGGCUCCGGAGAAGAACCGAUAAAUAUCGAUCCGGUCGCAGGAGUUCUUAUGUUGUAGGAAGUUUGUUCGGUUUUGUUAAUUUAUUGCCUAUUGAUUCGAUGCUUUGUCGACGAUGAUGAAAAUGUACAACCAUGCACCGUCGUUACGACCGACCGAAGCAUCAUUCUCUCUCUCAUCGAUACCUCGCUCUGGUGGGGAUGGUUACAUUAGAUCGUGUAAGAAUCAUGUUUGCUGUACUGGCAUGAACUUGGGCAGUGUUUGUCAAAAUCAAUACGUCAAAAUGUUUAUUAGAAAUCGAAUAAAGGUAAGCGUAGCAGUGGA
Topomyia yanbarensis is the source of this 1092-nucleotide messenger RNA. It is a transcript of the gene san, whose product is annotated as probable N-acetyltransferase san. Gene Ontology annotation, biological process: mitotic sister chromatid cohesion. Gene Ontology annotation, molecular function: acyltransferase activity, transferring groups other than amino-acyl groups. The transcript is spliced from 2 exons. The coding region runs from base 176 to 793 and encodes 205 amino acids. Lineage: Eukaryota; Metazoa; Arthropoda; Insecta; Diptera; Culicidae. The record is from RefSeq and is a predicted model, not a curated record. Gene Ontology annotation, cellular component: NatA complex.